AUGACGCAGCAGAUGCGGGACAUUCAGCUGGCCCAGGCCAGGAAGCCACCAGGACCCUCCUCCCCGAAUGCCGCCAAGAGGCUUUACCGCAACCUCUCGGGGAAGUUCCGCGUUAACUACACUUCAUUCGAUGAGGGCAGCUUGCCAGGGAGGAGUGAGAAGGAGAAGCUACGCAAGACCUAUCUUUUUCAGAGCAAUGCGGCUCUCUUUGAAGCUGUUGAGCUGCAGGAUUUGGACAGAGUGCAGGAGCUGCUAAAACAGUACAGCCCAGAGGAGCUGGACCUUAACACCCCAAACAGCGAGGGCCUGCUGCCGCUGGAUAUUGCCAUCAUGACCAACAAUGCCCCCAUUGCCAGGAUGCUGCUGCAGGCCGGAGCCAAGGAGAGUCCACACUUCAUGAGCCUGGAGAGCCGCACCUUGCAUCUGGCGACGCUGGUGCGGGAGGCAGAGCAGCGAGUCAACGAGUUCACCGCACAGGUGGCAAAUGAGACGCCCAACACUGACUGCUCAGAGAAGGAGAAGCAGCUGAAGUCCUGGGAGUGGCGCUACCGGCUUUACAAGCGCAUGAAAGCUGGUUUUGAGCAUGCCUGUGCGCCGGACCCACCUGCUAAUGUGCACUUGUCUGUGGCCAGCAGCAGUUCUGUGCAGGUUACCUUCGGGGAGCCCCUAAGUAUCAACUCAGCCGUUGUCACCAAAUACAAAGUUGAGUGGAGCUGUUCCCCAACCUUCUCCCCUCCCCUCGGGGAGGUGGUGAUCGACAAACUAAAGAACCUGCACUUCACCAUCCGGGGGCUCGUGUCGGGCACGGCCUACUAUGUCCAGGUGUCGGCCUACAACAUGAAGGGCUGGGGACCCCCGCAAGCCUCAGUGCCACCUUUUGCUAUCCCCUCCAACUGGCGGGAAUAUGAUGGGAGAGCACCAAGGCGAAGGGGACAAGCCGAAGCCUUAGAUCACCUUCUCAGCCAGGUGAAGACUGUGCAUCAGCAUUGUGUCUGCCAUGAGUCCUGCAAGAACCAGCCCCAGAGCAGGAAGCACUCGGUCUCCAAAAGCCUGAAGCACCUUUUCCACCCUGGCAGCAAGUUCUUAAAGACUCUGAAAAGGGGCCUGUAUCUCACCUCCAUCUUCUACAAAGACGACAACAUCCUGGUGACGCACGAGGAUCAGAUCCCUGUGGUGGAGAUAGAUGACACCUACUCCUGCCUACUCAUGCAGGACUUCCUCUGGUUCACCAAGGUUGCCUGCAUGUGGGAUGAGAUCAUGUGGCUGCGUCAGUGUCUCACCGUCUCCCAGUCAUCCUGCUCCUGCAUCCUGCAGACGCGUUUCAAGAUGCUGCUGGCCAUCUCACAAAUGCAGGGGCUGCUAGGAAUCCAGGACUUGGGACAGGUCUUCUUUGAGCCAAUCAAAGACAAGCAGGGCAACAUCUUGAUAGUGACACUGAAGGAGGUGAAAACCAACCAGACUUUUGAGAGCGUCCGCUGGGUCCCCCUUUCCAAGCUGCAGACAAGCCGCAAGUCCGUCUCCUCUCCAGAAGAGCCCACCUCUCUGGAUAUGCUGCUGAUGACAAUGCAGGACAAGCUGGCUUACCACCAGAGAAGCAGCCAAGCCCUCGCCCCAGGCCUCUACCUGGCCUAUCUGAAGCUCUGCAGUGCAGUAGACCAGAUCCGAGUGCUGGUGCCUGAACAGUUACCCAAUAUCCUUUGCCAUGUGAAAAUACGGACCAAUCCCAACAUCUCCAGGGAGGAGUGGGAGUGGCUACAGAACCUGGCCAAUUUGGAGGAACCAAGUCCCACUGAGCCAGAGUCUGAGACUUCCCAGAACCCCUGGUAUCAGGAGCUCCAAGAGGCCAUUAAGGAGCUGGUGAACCUGGUCAACAUCCCCCUGCGAGAGGCUAAAGAUUUCCGUCUGUACAGUCAGGAGGUGCUAGACUUCGGGGGACAAGUCUCCUUUCUCCUGCUGCUUCCUCCAUCUGAUGACGUCUGCACUGCCCCGGGCCAGAACAGCCCCUACACCCCUCGCUCUGGCUUUCUCACGCUGCCUCUCCAGAUCUUUGAGCUAGUUCACUUCUUCACGUAUGACCGAGAGUUCAUCAGCCAGUAUUGCCAGGUGUCUGCGCUCCUGGAGCUGGAGUCUCUCCUUUCCCAGCAGAGCCUCAGGGAAGCCUUCUCAGAUGCUGAGCUCUCCACAGCUAAGCAGAGGCACCAGCAGGUUCAGGACUACAUACAGCAAAUGGAGGAGAUCUGGCGUGAGAUGCGCUGGAUGAUGGAUGCCUUGCAGCAUGCCCGGUACAAGCAGCCAUCUUGUGGCGUACCUCUCACCUGGUUCCUCAAUGAAUCCAGCGGUGCAAUGAAAGAGAAAACACAGUCCACAUCAUCGCAUCUGGACUACCUCCCCUCACCCACCCCAUCUCCAGAAACCAGCCGCAAGCAUAACUCUGAUUCCCACGGGAUCUCAGAUGAGGAGGGCUCGUCGGAGGUGUUCCUGGCUACAGACAGUGACUAUGAUUCCAGCAGGGCCCAAAGCCCCAAGGAGCUGGACCUGGUUUACUCCUUGGGGCCUGAGUGCUGUGGCAGAAAAAUUGCCCGAACCCUGAGGGACAGUGCCCCUGAUGUCCUGCAGAGCCAUGAACUCAAAGCCCCACCGCUGCUCCCAGAGGAACCCCAGCCACCCCCAGAGCUGUAUGACAGCGACUUUGUCCUCCCUAGCCGGCAGAUUGAGCUCCUCCGCAUCACAGAGAAGCGUCAGGCCUACUGCGUCCGCACUAGCAGCUUGGAUUUCCCCAAGCCCCUCUUCCAGGUGGCCAGGAAGUCCUGUCCUGGCUCCGUCGAUAGCUCCCCGACAGAAACCAGGACGACGGGCCAGUGCAGCUUGCUCAGGCUGGACACUGGCUCAGCUUUCAGCCCCGAGCACAGCCAGGCUGUUGAAAGCUCUGAGCCUGUCUUCCGGACACGCUCAGUGGAGUGGACUCGCACCUUCCAGGAGCCACCAGAGCUGGGAUACAUAGCGAACCGAGGGAAGAAGCCAGGCUCAGCCACCUUACGGGUCUGUGCUCAGUAUGAAACCGGACUGUCCAACGAGACCAGCGUUAAGCUGCACGUCACCACCAAGAUGUCAGCAGAAGAGGUGGUGAAGCUGGUGGUGCUGGAGAUGAAUGAGGUCUCCCGGAAUGUGCUGGGCAACGUGGAUGCCUUCUGCUACAGCGAGGAUCAGCUGGAUCACUUUGGACUAGUGUUCGUGUCAGACGACACCGAGCAGUGGCUGCCUGACGACUUCUUACCCCUCUCUCUCCACAACGCCUGGCCUGAGGGGCGGUUCUAUGUCCGAAUCAAAGAGACAUCCCCUCUUUUGUUCCAGUAUGGGCCAGCAACCACAGUAUGAAAGGAGGGGAAUGGACAGGGUAAACUAGAGGAACUCAACUUCCACUGAGCAAACAGCUCGUCUCCAAUGCUUCCUUCCUACUCAGACACCCUCUCAUCAGACAUCCCCAGGGUGGAAUAGGAUCACACUAGGCUGUGUAUUACUUGUUUGUGUUUUUUUUUUUUUUUUAACCAAAGACACAUCAAGACUUGGUUUUUAUGACUGCAAGAGAUGAGGGUGGAGCACAGGAGACCUCACAGCCUUGGGGGGAGCAGUAGCUGGAAUAGGAUUUUUGAAAGUCAAUAUUUUGUGGGGAGGGAGGAAGAGUGAGUAGAAAAAAAUCACAAUGAAGCAGCAGCAACAAUACAUUAUUUUCCCUCUCCCUCGUACAAUCUAAAUUUGGGAUUUACUGAAGGAUAAGCCAGAGAUUUCCAGGCGGCGUGGGGAGUGUGGAUGGGGGAAGGAGGCAACUUGCAAAGAUGUUGCAGAGAAGAUUGUUUUGUUAACUGUCCUUGUUUCUAUACCUGGAGAAACACUUUAUUGCACACAGUUCUUGGAACAAAAUGAUUUUUUCCCCUUUAAAAAAAAAGUGCAAGAAACACUGGAGCUGUGUGAAAGCCGGACAUCCUUUUUACUUCUUUUAAAGGCAAAAGGAAACCGCACAUAUGCGUGCACACAUACAUAUUGACACUCACUGAUGUUGCCAAUAUAGGUUUGCUACAGAGCAUUUCCCACAAUGCAUUUAGCACUGCUGUUAGGUUUUGUUUUUUUUGGUUACCGUUUUAUUCUGGUGAUUGUGAUUGGCCUCUCUUGUAUGUCCAAUAGCAUGAUGUUUUGUUAGCGACUAGGUCUCUUGUUAACUAAGGUUGUUUUUUGAACUCCUGUGGUCCGUAGUAAAGAUGGC
Molecule: messenger RNA, 4258 nt
Organism: Terrapene triunguis (Three-toed box turtle)
Lineage: Eukaryota; Metazoa; Chordata; Testudines; Emydidae
Product: ankyrin repeat and fibronectin type-III domain-containing protein 1-like
Exons: 18
Coding region: 1-3375 (1124 amino acids)
Biological process (GO): regulation of establishment of bipolar cell polarity; establishment of mitotic spindle orientation; signal transduction
Cellular component (GO): spindle
Molecular function (GO): protein binding
Source: RefSeq, a predicted model, not a curated record